Molecule: messenger RNA, 3327 nt
Organism: Aspergillus ibericus CBS 121593
Lineage: Eukaryota; Fungi; Ascomycota; Eurotiomycetes; Eurotiales; Aspergillaceae
Product: putative NRPS-like enzyme
Exons: 3
Coding region: 46-3327 (1093 amino acids)
Source: RefSeq, a predicted model, not a curated record
GACAGGGAUGACCACCAAGAGAAUAACAUCAUUCUGAUCGACACCAUGACUGUGAUUGCCACUGCCUCCCCAACGAGUACGAUUUCGGCGAUUGCCGCCGCCAAUCCGACUCUCAGACGACCCAUCAACGUUGAGGCGCAUCCCAAAAGCCCUUUCCGCCGGCCGCCUGUAGAUCUGUACCCGGUGGAAGGAGCAGAGGAGUCUUCGGUUCACUCAUUGCCCGAGAUCAUCGAGUUCAAUGCCCAGGCUAAUCCGGAUCACCUGUUCUGCAUCCAAGCGACCAAAGAAGCAGAUGGCAGUUCUGGCGCCUGUCGUGUCUCAAACCAACAGCUGCGAGAUGCGGUCGCGAAUUGUGCGAAAUGGCUGCAGGACAGGGUGACUGCUCUCCAAGUCCCCGCUCCGGCAACGGAGGACGGACAAGUGCAGAAAGGCCCGCCGGUGGCGCUGCUGAUGGAUAGUGGUCUUGGCUUGUUCCUUCACCAGAUGGCUCUUAUCGGGCUUGGCGUCCCUGUUCUCCUGCUCUCCGCCCGUCUCAGUGCCACGGCAAUUCAUCAUCUGCUGAACAAGACCAAUGCGGUCGCUAUCCUGGCAGCUCCUCGGCACCAGGGGACCGCUGCGCAAGCCGUGGACCUGUUGUUGUCCAAGGACGAGCGAUCCAUCUCAUUGUACGAGCCCGUGCCCUACACCACGUUCCUGGAGCCCGCCGCCCCGGUGGCCUCCAUCUGCCAUCCCCUGCACUACUUUAGCGAAAAGGACCGCGAUGUACUGAUUCUCCACUCCUCGGGAACCACCGGCCUCCCCAAGCCCAUCUAUGUCUCUCAUCGUCACCUGCUCUGCUUCACCACGUGUCACGAUUUCCAGACCGAGGAGGAGGCCCAGGGCAUCAACGUGUCGACACUACCCCUGUACCAUGGAUAUGGCCUCAUGGCCCCCGCCCUUGCCAUGGGGGUCGGCAAGACGGUGUGCUUCCCGGCCCCCGGCACCGUCCCUAGCGCCCACAGCGUCAUCCGCCUGAUCAAGACCACCCAGGCGGCCUCGCUGAUGUCGGUGCCAUCCAUCCUCGAAGACAUGUCGCUGGCCCCACAAGACGACGGGGUCCACACCCUGGCAACCCUAGACUUUGUCACCUUCGGGGGAGGCCUCUUGCCGCCCAUCGUGGGUGACCGACUGGCCGCAGCCGGCGUGAAGAUCGUGAAUCAUUAUGGGACCACCGAAAGCGGGCCGUUGGCGCCCUUCUUUGUGCCUCCCCGCAGUUACAAUUGGCAUUAUUUCCGGCUGCGGCGCGAUAUGCGCCUGUCCAUCAAGGAGAUCGCCCCGGCCGACGGGGAGCGACGCUUCCGACUCACAACAUAUCCAUUUGGGUGGGACCAGCCCUUCGAAAUCCAGGAUCAGCUGGUGUGCAAUCCCGAGCACCCGACCACGGAUUUUAACGCCGUGGGACGGACCGAUGACCUCCUCGUACUGGCGACCGGUGAGAAGGUUCUGCCGCAGAUCCUGGAGUCUCAGCUGGUCGAAAGUGGCUUGGUGAAAUCGGCGAUUGCCUUUGGAGACCAACAGUUUGAGAUUGGAGUCAUCAUCGAGCCAAAGACGCCUGUCGCUACCUCUGAUGGUGCACAGGCGUUGAAAGAGGCGGUCUGGCCGGUCAUUCUCCGGGCUGGGGAGAAGAUGGAUGACCAUGCCAAAAUCUCGUCGGUGGAGGCGGUGAUUGUGGUGCCUGCGGGGACAGUCAUUCCCCGGACGGAUAAAGGCUCCAUUGCACGCAGGGAGGUCUACAAACUGUUUGAGGCGGAAAUCAGUCAGGUCUACCACAACCUCGAGAGCCGUGGAACCGAUGGUCCAGUGACGCCUCUUGACCCCGGCAAUCUGGAAGAAGGCAUACUGGAAAUCGUCCAGACGCGCCUCCACUGGAGUCUCCCGGUCACAGAGUGGUCGGUGGAUGAUGAUUUCUUUGAGCGAGGCAUGGAUUCUUUGCAGGCCAUCCGGCUCCGGCGAUUCGUCCUGGCUGCCGUCUCGACAGCCAACCACGACAGCUCUCUCGUGAGUUGCAUCGGUCGCGAUUUCGUGUAUGCAAAUCCAUCCGUGCGCCAAAUGGCGAACGCGCUCCGCCAGGCACACGCACCCAUCACGUCCGCGCACGAGGCGGCCAAGGAGUUGCUUCCACAACUGGUGCAGACGCAUGCUCUCCACGAACCCGUACCGCUCAGCGGGUUCGACUCGGGUGCGAUCGUCGUUCUGACUGGCUCCACGGGAAGCUUGGGAUCCCACUGCCUGGCGGAGUUGGUGCGCUCCCCACAUGUGGCUCGAGUGAUUUGUCUGAACCGAUCCCGAACCGACGUGUCGGCCGCGGGGUCGGUCGAUGGCAAUGGAAAAGCUCGCCUGGCUCGUGCCUUGGAAGACAAGCACAUUAGUUUGGACAAGGAAGGUUGGUCAAAGGUGCAGAUCUAUGAGACUAACCUUUCUGCAGAGCUCCUCGGCUUAUCGCCGUCGGAGUAUGCCCUGCUUCGAUCUGGGGUCACCCAUAUCAUCCAUACUGCAUGGGGGAUGGACUUUAAGUGGCAGCUCUCGUCAUUCCGGCCCCAUUUGCAGACGCUUCACAAUCUCCUCCGUCUAGCCCAGGACGGGCACCGGGCGCGGCCCACCAUCAAGCCCCGUCUACUCUUCGUGUCUUCCAUCGCCACGGUCGGACAGUACGCCUCGGUGAGCGGCGAACGGAUCAUCCCCGAAAGUCCGAUGGCGACGCUGGACUGUGCCAACUCCAUUGGGUACGCCGAAGCCAAGCUCGCCUGCGAGUGGAUCCUGGAGCAGGCCACGCGGGAGCACGCCGAGGAGGUGGAAGCCUGCUAUGUCCGUCUGGGACAGAUUGCAGGAGCGCGCACCACGGGAUUUUGGAAUCCGCGGGAGCAUUUCCCUGCGCUGACCUUAUCCUGGAUCCCCGUCGAUGACGCGGCUAGCGUUAUUAUCAACCUGUCGUUCAGUGAGGAGCAGCCGGCAGUAGCCUACCAUCUUGAGAACCCCGUUCGACAGUCGUGGACCGACGUCUUGAGGACGAUCGGGUCUCAGUUAAAUAUUGACCAAUUCCUUCCGUUCGACGGCUGGUUGGAUCGGGUUACCCACUCGUUGCCGAAGGAUAAGGCCGAUCAGAACCCUGUCCAUCAACUGGAAGAGUUCUUCCGGGAGGAUUUUGUCCGCAUGGCCUGUGGUGCGGUCAUCAUGGCAACCGAUGAGGCGAGGAAAAGAUCGGAGGCUUUACGACGCGUGGAUGCAGUGCCGGACGAGGUAGUGGCCUCAUAUGUGCAAUCGUGGCGCAAAAUGGGUUACUUGAUGUGA